This is a messenger RNA of Naegleria lovaniensis, 1878 nucleotides long. RefSeq lists its product as uncharacterized. Gene Ontology annotation, molecular function: protein binding. The record is from RefSeq and is a predicted model, not a curated record. The coding region runs from base 1 to 1878 and encodes 625 amino acids. The transcript has a single exon. NCBI's taxonomy places the organism in Eukaryota, Heterolobosea, Eutetramitea, Acrasida, Naegleriidae.
AUGUCAUCGCCAAUAUCGCAAGAUGUUCUUUUUCAUAUUUUUACAUCCUUUUGCAGUCCGAAUCAAUAUUUAACUAAUUUAAUGCUUGUCUGUAAAGAUUGGUACCACAUCACGACUCUGGAAAUGUUUUGGAUGAAAACUCUGCAGAAAGAAUUGGAACUUGAAUUUCAAAAUUUUUCCAAACAUCAUCGUGAGGAUCAUGAUGAAAAAGAACAACAAGUAGAUUAUUUAAUUCAUCCAUCUCAUUAUUUUGACAAUUCUAAUUGUUAUCGUUUUAAAUUAUUGUACAAGUCAAGUUUAUUCCGUCGAGAUCGUGGACGAUAUUUGAAAUAUUUAGAAAAAAUCAAUGAAAUUUAUAUUGUAAAACAACAAUCGAUGGAGAAGAGACGUCUCUGUAAUAUGGAUAUUUAUGGAACGACUUACAAAAAAGAAACGAUUCAAUUUUUCAAAAGACGUGCUUUACAACGAAUUAAAUUUACCAUGGAGAGCAUGUUAUUGGAAUGUCAAGCUAUUGCUAUAGAAUCACCUUUUUUGCAAGCUCUCAACAAAAUAUUAAUGAUUUGGUCUCAAAAAAUUAUUCCAUAUCUAUUUAGUAAGCCGUUUGGAAAAUCUCCUAAAGAAUUAUGUGAAAUUCCAUUGGGAAAUGCAAUGUUAUUGACAAAUUUAUGUCUUCAAUAUUUACAAUUCAGUCAUCAUGAUAACAGAACGAUGGAUCUUUUGAGCCCCAUUAUUGAAAAAUUGAUAUUGGAAGGACAUGCAAGCUUGUGUUCUGCUUUACAUGUAUUAUUGAAAAUUGACAUGGGUUUUCUGCUGAAACAUGUCCAUACAUCAUGUAGUAAUUCCAAAAUCACCUUUCUUGAACUAUUAGAAAUGGAGAUUCAACAAUUUCCAUCCAACGUUAAAUGGAUUGAUUCUUCCAUUUUGGCACAAUUGUCUCAACCUCAUGAGAAUUACGAAGAACUUCAACAACGACUGAUCUCUUUGAUUAAACGCGUGAGACGACGUGAUUUUUUCCCUCUCAUGAUCCAACCACAUGCCACUACUAUUUAUGAAAACAUUGCAACGAUUGGAAAUAAGGGAUGGUUGAAAUUCUUUUUGUGUGACAUUGGAAUUGCUCGUUGGAAAGGUUUCAAAGAAGAAUCACUCUCUCCAUUACUUUUUUCGUUACCUAGUACCACUGUUGUUCCCAAGCAAUCAAUGAGUUUGAAAAAGUAUUUGGAAUUCUUUAGAAGUAUGAAAUUAGAAAUGGGAUUCACAUUUUCGAGUGUGAAAAAUUUAGAACGUUUGGUUGUCAAUCCCAAUGACACCUUUGAAUUACUCAAGUUCCUAAUUGAUGAAUGUGGAGUAGAUCCAAAGCUUGGCCAUUCACUACUCGAGUAUGCACUGACUGCUGGCAUUUAUGGUAACAAAACUCGUGAGGUAUUGUUUCUCUUGGAAAAUGGAGUCGUACUUCAAAAUGACCUUCAUUUCAUUGAUCGACAAAUAAUCAUGAUUCUUUCAGGUCAUUCUCAUUAUUAUGAAAUAUGUUAUGAUAAUAGAGUGUCUUCCUUCGUUGACCUGUUUUAUGCUCCAGAAAGCGAAUACUUGUCGGCCAUUCAUAUCAUUAUGGAAAAAACGGGAAAGAAACUAUCAUCACUCCAGUAUUUCUUGAUGAGUGUUUUAUGUUUUGGAAACUACAGUUUGGAAGGACUGAAACUGGUGUUGAACACCCUUCCUAAAGAAUGUCAAUUUAAAAUUGAUGGCAAGUAUUCCACGAUCAUGUCACAAAUAUUUUGGAAUUGGACAAGUAUUGCCAUUAAGGGAGAGGAAGGGCGUGCAGUUCAAACCAAGUUUCUGAGAUUUAUUGAAUCGACCUUUCCUGAUGUCAAAAUGGCAUGA